Spinacia oleracea (spinach) is the source of this 6113-nucleotide messenger RNA. RefSeq names its product proteasome activator subunit 4. Lineage: Eukaryota; Viridiplantae; Streptophyta; Magnoliopsida; Caryophyllales; Amaranthaceae. Gene Ontology annotation, molecular function: proteasome binding; peptidase activator activity. The transcript has 36 exons. The coding region runs from base 180 to 5609 and encodes 1809 amino acids. Gene Ontology annotation, cellular component: nucleus; cytosol. The record is from RefSeq and is a predicted model, not a curated record. Gene Ontology annotation, biological process: proteasomal ubiquitin-independent protein catabolic process.
GUACUCCAAAUCUUAGUGGACGGUGAUGCAGCAGAGCAGCAGUGAGAAAGCUUAACUAGGGAGUAUUAGUCUUCUCUGUCUUGGGAAGAAAGUAAACAAAACCAAAUUGAUCAUAAUAAAUACCUCAAAAUUGAAAUUGAAAUUGAAAUUGAAAGUUUGAACAAGAUAAGAAAUCAAAAAUGCAUCUGUACAAUGCAUGGCUUCCGCCUCCAAUCGUAGAAGAUUCAAAGAAAGAGAAGGAAUCAUUCUCAAGAUGCGUCCAUUUGCUCAAGGAUUCUUAUCGUCCCCAAGAUCCUGAUUCCGUCUAUUCCACUCUCAAAUGGAUUUCCGUCUUUGACCUUUUUAUAAAGGCGAAAAGUGAGUUGUCUCUUGAGGAUGUAGGGCCUCUUGUUGAACUAGGACUGGAUAUAUUCUAUGCAUCUAGCGGCAAACUCUAUUCGCAGGUUAGAUGGGGCAAUUUACUUGUCAAAAUCAUAAACAAGUACAGAAAGAAGUUGUCUCUGACAGUUCAGUGGCGCCCUCUUUAUGAUAUCUUGGUCCGCACACAUUUCAAGAGAAAUACUGGCCCAGAAGGGUGGAGAGUUAAACAGAGACACUUUGAGACAGUUACUUCCCUUGUUCGAGCUUGUAGGAGGUUCUUUCCGCAGAAUUCUACUUUGGAGACAUGGUCUGAGUUUGGCUCCCUUUUGGAAAAUCCAUGGCAUAAUUCGUCCUUUGAAGGUUCUGGGUUCAUCAAACUUUUUCUUCCUACAAAUUUGGACAACCAGGAUUUCUUCUCUCAGGAUUGGAUUGGUAAAUGCAUAGAAGUAUGGAAUUCUAUUCCAAAUUGUCAAUUUUGGAACAGUCAAUGGGCUGCUGUACUUGCUCGUGUUAUAAAGAACUAUGACACCAUUACCUGGGAGCCUUUGUUGCCUGUUCUUUUUGCUAAAUAUUUGAAUAUGUUUGAGGUUCCUGUGGCUAAUGGUUCUAGUUCGUACCCGUACUCUGUUAAUGUUCCAAGAAAUACAAGGUUCUUGUUUUCCAACAAGACAUCAACUCCAUCUAAGGCCAUUGCAAAAUCUAUUGUGUAUUUGCUUAGACCUGGGAGUUCAGCUCAAGAGCAUUUUGACAAGUUGGUCAAUCUUUUGGAACAAUAUUACCACCCCUCUAAUGGUGGUCGCUGGACCUAUUCUUUGGAGCGAUUUUUGCUGUAUCUGGUUAUUAUGUUUCAGAAGCGCUUACAACAUGAGCAAAAGGCAUCCAACGGUCGUAGACGAUCGGAGCUGUAUUUGGGAAAAUCGGAAAGGAUUUCUUUUGUGAACACUGUGUUGAAGCUGAUUGACCGUGGUCAAUACAGCAAAAAUGAACAUUUAUCUGAAACAGUUGCUGCAGCAACUUCAAUAUUGUCUUAUGUAGAACCCUCUCUGGUCCUUCCCUUCGUAGCUUCUCGGUUUCAUAUGGCUUUGGAGACGAUGACAGCCACCCACCAGUUGAAGACGGCAGUCACAUCUGUAGCAUAUGCUGGCCGGCCUUUGUUCUUCACAUCUCUUUCAGCUUCAGUAGAAAAACCUGCUGAUUCUGAUGGUCAGAACUCAUUUAUUGAUCUUUUGUUCAUCUCAUUAUCCAAUGCGCUGCUGGGCAUGGAUGCCAAUGAUCCUCCAAAGACUUGCGCAACCAUGCAAUUAAUUGGUUCCAUUUUUUCUAAUAUGGCUGUCAUAGAAGAUAGUACUGAUGAUUUGUCACCAAUUUCUGCUAUCCGGUUCUCGGAGUGGCUUGAUGAAUUUCUAUGUCGCCUGUUUUCUUUACUUUUACACCUGGAGCCAAAUACUGCCACGAAUGAAGGACUUAGUACCAUGGCUACCUCUGGUACUUUUCUUGUUGAAGAUGGUCCUUAUUACUUUUGCAUGCUGGAAAUUUUGUUUGGACGACUGUCAAAAUCACUCUUCACUCAGGCUUUGAAGAAAAUUUCCAAGUUUGUGCAAACCAACAUUCUUCCUGGGGCUGUGGCAGAGGUUGGCCUUCUUUGCUGUGCAUGUGUGCACUCAAAUCCAGAAGAGGCUGUUCUUUAUCUUGUUGAACCUAUGCUAUCAUCAGUUAUAUCAUCUAUGAAAGGGACGCCUAGAACAGGAUUCCUAGGAGGAACUUUUGAUACAUCUGUCUUAAGCAAGGAAAAACCUUCAAUUUCUCCGGCUCUUGAAACUGCAAUUGACUAUCAGUUGAAAGUUUUGUCCGUUUGCAUCAGUUAUGGGGGCCCUCAUCUUUUACGCUUCAGGGAUCAAUUUAAAGAAGCUAUCGACCUAGCGUUUGAAUCACCAUCUUGGAAGGUUAACGGAGCUGGUGAUCAUGUACUCCGGUCUCUCCUUGGAAGCUUGGUGCUUUAUUAUCCUAUUGACCAGUACAGGUGUAUAGGGCAACAUCCUGAUGCCCCUCUCAUGGAGAAAUGGAUCAGCACCAAGGAUUGUUUAAAGGACGAACCACUCAUUUACCCAAAAUGGCAUGUUCCAAUAGAGGAGGAAAUUUUAUAUGCAAAUGAGCUUCUAUCUCUUCAUUUCCAAUCAGCACUUGAUGCACUAGUGAAAAUCUGCCAAGAUAGAAUUCAUACUGAUGCAGGAUAUGAGAAAGACCAUCUCAAGGUGACCCUUCUGCGGAUUGAUUCUUCAUUGCAAGGCAUAUUGUCUUGCUUGCCGGAUUUUAAUCCAUCUGUCACAUCUGGUGAUGCUGAAGAUACAGUGCAAGGAUUCUUGCUCGCAGGUGCUGCAGGUGCUAGAGUUGGUAGUACCGAGAUGAGAGUGAGGGCAGCUGAGGUCAUACAUGCAGCCUGCCGAUACUUGCUGGAGGAAAAAUCAGAUGAUAGCAUAUUACUCAUUCUCAUAAUCCGUAUUAUGGAUGCUCUAAUAAAUUAUGGAAGUCUUGAAUAUGAUGAAUGGGCGAAUCACAGGCAGGCUUGGAAACUGGAAUCUACUGCAAUUGUAGAACCUUCAAUUAACUUUUUAACAUCUUCUCAUUCUAAUGGAAAAAGAAGGCCUCUCUGGGCACUUGCUGACAAGGCAUAUAUGCACAACACAUGGAGAGCAUCUCAGUCCUCUUUUCAUUUGUAUCGUACAAGUGGAAAUUACUCUCCAUCAGGUCAUGCUACUCUUCUAAUGGACGAUCUUCUAACCCUGGCUUUGCAUAGAUAUGAAACUGUUCGAGCGCUUGCUGGAAAGAGUCUCCUCAAGAUGUUGAAGAGAUGGCCGUCCAUGGUCUCAAGGUGCAUGCUUGUCUUGACUGAAAAUUUAGCAAGUCCCAGUUCACCUGAAUAUGCUGUUCUUGGGUCCUGCACCAUUCUAUCUAAUCAGACACUUCUCAAGCAUUUGACAGUGGAUGUAAAGGCUUUCACUUCCUUCACCAUCGGCAUUCUGAAGAGUGCACAUCACGAAUCCCUAAAAGCUCAAAAAGCUAUCACUGAGCUUUUUGUGAAAUUCAACAUUCUUUUUGCUGGAGUACCUAGAAAUAUCUUCAAGGCAUCGGAUAGCCUGUCUGAUGGGCAAGUUUUUGAAGAUUUGAUUUCUCAGAUAGGUUCUAUGAGUUUUGAUACCAGUGGCUUGCAUUGGAGGUACAAUCUGAUGGCUAACAGAGUUUUGCUAUUAGUGGUGAUGGCAUCUAGGAAUGAUCCACAUUCCUCUACAACAGUUGUAAGCGAAACUGCUGGGCAUUUUUUGAAGAAUUUAAAAAGUCAGCUUCCCCAAACUAGGAUUCUUGCAAUCUCUGCUCUAAAUACAUUAUUGAAGGAGUCACCUCAUAAAAUGUCAGCUAAGUCUUCCUCAGAAAAGAUUGAAGGGAUCACCCAAUCUUCUGUUGAAGGAGCCUUAGUUGAAAUUUUUCAGGAAGAGGGAUUUUUUAAUGAGACCUUCAACAGCCUUUCCCAUGUUCAUAUAAUCACUGAUGGUGAAACCACAUCUUCUAGGGGAAAUUAUGGGAACUCUUCAUUCCAGAGUAUAGCCGACAAAUCAAUUACCUUUUUUUAUUUUGACUUCACUGCUUCUUGGCCCCGAACUCCUAGUUGGAUUUCUUUGUUGGGAAGUGAUACUUUCUAUUCAAACUUUGCUCGAAUUUUUAAGCGGUUGAUUCAAGAAUGUGGAACACCUGUUUUACAAGCUCUGAAAAGUGCUGUAGAUGAAUUUGGGAGUUCUCAGGAGAGAUCUAAACAAUGUGUUGCUGCUGAGGCUUUUGCUGGAAUUUUGCAUUCUGAUGUAAAUGGUCUCCUUGAGGCAUGGGACGAUUGGAUAAUGGUUAAACUCCAGGAUAUCAUUAUGGCACCGUCAGUGGAAUCUGUGCCUGAGUGGGCAUCUUGCAUACGUUAUGCUGUGACUGGGAAGGGAAAGAACGGAGCACGGGUUCCUCUUCUGAGGCAGAAAAUCAUGGAUUGUCUUCUUACACCUUUACCCCAGACUGCGACUACUAAUAUUGUUUCCAAACGCUAUGCUUUUUUAGCAGCUGUGUUUAUAGAAGUGUCACCUCCAAAAAUGCCAGAAACUGAACUACUGCUUCACAACAGACUGCUGAAGGAGUUGCUGGUCAACAUGAGUCAUUCAUCUGCUCAAGUGAGGGAAGCUGUGGGUGUUACCCUUUGUGUGCUGUGCUCAAAUGUUCAGCUCCAUAAAUUGUUUGCUAGUUCUUAUUCUGACCAAAGGGGAAGCGGUGGUGUGGGUGAUGAAUUUUUUGGUGGUAGUUGGAGUCAGCUCCUGUCAGAUCAAGCUACUGAACGUGCCAUUAAAAUCCAGAAUACAACUCAUUCCGACCAUAUGGAUGCAGGAGAAGAUGUAGUUCCAGAAAAUGGGAUCACAAAUGAUUCUGAGGAGGAUUUAAAAUGGAUGGAAACGUUAUUCCAUUUUGUUAUUGCAUCGCUGAAGUCAGGUAGAUCAUUGUAUUUGAUGGAGACAAUUGUCGGCGUUCUUUAUCCCAUAAUAUCAUUACAGGAUACAUCAAAUAAAGAUUUAUCAACAUUGGCAAAGGCUGCUUUUGCGUUGUUAAAAUGGAGUGUCUUUAGAGAACCUCAUCUCCAAAAGGCUGUUGCUGUUAUUCUUAAGUCAGCUAAUGAUUCUAACUGGCGGACCAGAUCUGCUACAUUGACGUAUCUUCGCACGUUUAUGUAUAGGCACAGUUUUGUCCUUCAACGCGAUGACAAGUUACAAAUUUGGACCACUGUAGAGAAGUUACUCAUAGACAGCCAAGUGGAGGUGCGAGAGCAUGCUGCAGCAGUUUUGGCUGGGUUGAUGAAGGGUGGGGAUGAAAUUCUUGCAGGAGACUUCCGUGAAAGGGCGUAUUCAGAGGCGACUCUUAUUCUCAAGAAGAGAAAACAGAGCAGAAGAGCUGGAUAUUCUGUUGCUUCUGUUCAUGGUGCUGUUCUUGCCUUGGCAGCUGGUGUCUUGUCGGUUCCAUAUGAUAUGCCAAGUUGGUUGCCAGAGCAUGUUACCUUAUUGGCUCGCUUUGUUGUUGAACCAUCACCUGUGAGAUCAACUGUUACUAAAGCUGUUGCAGAGUUUCGACGGACUCAUGCAGACACAUGGAGUUUCCAGAAAGAUCAAUUUACUGAAGAGCAGCUAGAGGUUCUUGCUGAUACAUCAUCUUCCUCAUCAUAUUUUGCUUGAAGUUUCACUGAUAGGAAUAGGCUAUAUAGAUGUAUCUUCCUUGGUGUCUGGUUUAGUAUUAUUCAUUCCAUAGGCGGAGUUCAUAUUUCCCCCCUGUGAACUGGUAGGUUGUAGCUGGAAAUCAACCCGCUUUUUGGUGAGGAGGUGGAGCAUUUCAUCCUUGAAACACCCGAGGGCCGCCUCGGUUAGGUUGGCGACCUGUGGGGGUCCUAGUGUGGUUGCAAUCUCAGCCAUUAGGUGAGAGAAAGACUUGUGUGUAACUGGAUCAAUUCCCAUUCCUGUUAACUUCUUCUUAAGCUUGGUGUUCCAAUGGUUUUUGACAUCAUUAUCAGUUCGGCCGGGAAGUUGAGCAGCAAUUAGUGACCAUCUGUAAAAAACAAAAUUCCAAAUUAUUCAUCACUAAUUGUUGUUGUAUAACUACUCCCUCCGUCCCAAAAUUAUAAUCCUGUAUUCCAAAUCGGACGUUACAUAAUUAUAGUCUUGUUUCCUUAUUUGAACGUAAAA